Lotus japonicus is the source of this 2044-nucleotide messenger RNA. RefSeq names its product hydroquinone glucosyltransferase-like. The record is from RefSeq and is a predicted model, not a curated record. Gene Ontology annotation, molecular function: UDP-glycosyltransferase activity. NCBI's taxonomy places the organism in Eukaryota, Viridiplantae, Streptophyta, Magnoliopsida, Fabales, Fabaceae. The coding region runs from base 280 to 1683 and encodes 467 amino acids. The transcript has 2 exons.
UAUUUUAUCUUCCUAUCACAUCACUAUAUAGUAUAUAUCACAUAUAUUUUCUCUCUAUUCAUUUUUUCUCACCCCUGAUGUCACUAAUUCUUUCUCUUUACUCACCCCUGAUGUCACCAAUUCGGUUUCUUAGGCAACAUUUUCUUCAAGAAAUGUCACAUUGCAAAAUAUCCACUUCCUUUAUAACCAUCAAGAAUUGCCAUCUUGCAAAAUAUCCAGUCUCUACAUUCUAGCUAUCUCAACUUACAUACAUUAAUAUUUACAAUACCAUCAUCUAUCAUGGAUAGAAAAAAAUGCAUUGCCAUGGUUCCUUCACCUGGACUGAGCCAUUUAAUUCCACUUGUUGAGUUUGCCAGGCAACUGGUUCAACAAAACCAUGAAUUACACAUCACAUUCCUCAUCCCCACAGAUGGACCUCUCACUCCUUCCAUGCAAACCCUCCUAAACGCCCUGCCACCAAACAUAGACUUCACUGUUCUUCCCCAAGUGAACGUUGAAGACCUUCCACACAACACCUCACCAUCAACAAGAAUGAAACUCAUCGUGAAGCGCUCAAUCCCAUUUCUGCAAGAGAAAGUGAGCUCACUAAGUUCCCAGUUUCAUCUUGUUGCUUUAGUGUACAGCAUGUUCUCAACCGAUGCACAUGAUGUGGCUAAGCAGCUCAACAUCUUGUCUUACCUUUUCUUUGCCUCAGGGGCUGUAUUACUCUCAUUCAUGCUCUCUCUUCCAAAGCUUGAUGAGAGCGUGACCUCUGAGUUCUUAUCAGACUCAAUUGAAACAGUUUAUGUUCCAGGUUAUGUUGUUCCUUUCCAUGUCAAAGAACUUGUAAACCCAGUUCAAUAUGAAAGGUCAAGUCAAACCUACAAAUCGUUUUUUGAUGUGUGUCAGAAAAUUUCAUUUGUGGAUGGUGUCAUAGUGAAUACCUUCACAGAUUUGGAAGCAGGGGCCAUAAGGGUUCUUCAAGAUAGAGAAGGCCCUUGUGUAUAUCCCGUUGGACCAAUCAUUAUGACAGAGUCAAGUAGUGAAGUGAAUAAGUCAGAGUGUUUGAAAUGGUUGGACAAUCAGCCACCAAAUUCUGUUCUUUAUGUCUCUUUUGGAAGUGGUGGAACACUCUCUCAUGAACAACUACAAGAGUUAGCCUAUGGUUUAGAAAUGAGUGGCCAAAAGUUCUUGUGGGUUGUGAGAGCUCCAAACAAGUUUGGUGCUUCUGCUUAUUUUGCUGGACAAAAGGAGGAUCCAUUAGAGUAUUUACCAUCUGGUUUUCUGGAUAGAACCAAAGAGCAAGGCUUGGUGGUUCCAUCAUGGGCACCACAAAUUGAGGUCCUUGGUCAUGCAUCCACGGGUGGCUUCUUGAGUCAUUGUGGUUGGAGCUCAACUCUGGAGAGUGUGGUUAACGGGGUGCCCAUGAUUACUUGGCCACUGUUUGCGGAGCAGAGAAUGAAUGCAAAGGUAAUCACUGAUGCUCUACAAAUUGGAGUGAGGCCUAAAGCUGAUGAUGAAAUUGGCAUAGUAAAACGGGAGGAAAUCGCAAAAGCUAUAAAGAGAAUCAUGGAAGGCCAUGAAAGCUUGGAAAUAUACAAAAGGAUCAAAGAAUUGAGUGAUGGUGCUGCUUCUGCACUGAGUGAACAUGGUUCAUCUAGGAACGCGCUCUCUAGUCUAGCACUGAAAUGGCAUAACUUUUGAGUGGCACGUAAAAACUCAAAAUCCCUUCAAACUUCCAGCUAGAAAUCCUACAUCAGCGCGGCACAAGACCACCAACAGUGAAGCUCCUGAUUCAGCCUCCCCCACUAUGGGGGACUUCUUCUCGAGGUCAACCAUGGUUUAACAACCAAUUUAAGAUUGAUGAACACACCCUAAGCAAUUGUUCUCUUAAGUCUUAUCAUGAGUCUUCUCUAAGUGAGCCUCAAUUUUGUGGGAGAUGAGCAGAGGCCAACCAAGGAUUUACCAUUUCUCGACUAUAUAGACUAUUAAGUCAUGUUUUUUUGAUAUCAUUUGUGCAUUCAUUACCUUUGUCUAAAUAUAAGGUGCUUUAGUUUGUCUGAAA